Molecule: messenger RNA, 939 nt
Organism: Fibroporia radiculosa
Lineage: Eukaryota; Fungi; Basidiomycota; Agaricomycetes; Polyporales; Fibroporiaceae
Exons: 4
Coding region: 1-939 (312 amino acids)
Source: RefSeq, a predicted model, not a curated record
AUGCCACACAAGGAUUCAAGCUUCAUAUCGCGUCUCCCCGUCGAGCUGCUCCUAGCGGUGAAGGAGUCUAUUGGCGACUGCGACCUCCGUACUCAUGUCUGUUUUUAUAACACCUGCCGCCGGGUUGCCGCGUUAUAUGACCGUGACGGAGAAAAUAUCUGGGAGUUGCUCUGUCGUCACGUUGGAUUAGGCCUCCUUCACGAGGAGACACGUCAUAGGGAGGAAAUAUCAUGGAAGAAAAUUGCCUUCGACUGCAUCGCCGAGGAUGGCUUUUGCUCCCAUCCGUUGUGUGGGACUCGCCGUCUUACCGAGAACGCACGAAGCAUGCAAGAGGCUAUCCGUAAAUGGGGGAUGAAAUUCCUUGACAGCGGCAAAGCGUACAAGCCGGACAGUCGUCUCCAGGGCGUUAUCAUCAAUCCGGUUUUCGAGCAUAUCGGCUUCCAACUGGGACACCCUCUGCAGAUGCAGUUUCCGACGGAAGAUGAUGCGUUCCUACAUUGCGAUGACAUUCCAGGAUACCCUCAGGCUCGCCGGACGCUCUGCAAACACCCGAUUGCGUAUCGCAGUUUUGCGACGUUCCCGCCGCUCCGUUGGAUGACGCUGCUCAUCAGCCCAGCACUGGAAUACGACCUCCUGAACCAUUCUGGAGUCACUGUCUACGAUAUUGAACUUGACCUUCGCGCAGAUCUCGACCGCUCACUCACGGUAAUUGACUUGCAGGAACUGCUAGAGGGGACGUUCAGGCACGAUAUAUUCAUGCCCGAGGCGAAUGGGAUGGAAAUUCUGAACUACACGACCGUUCGUAAGCUCUGGGAGAUUUCCCGCUGGGACGGAUUCGAGCAGGAUGAUGAGGAUCCGUACCAAUUUUGGGCCAAGUUUUCUCCGCUAGAUGACGCUACAGAUGACGAAGAGGCACAGUCAGAUGCCGACGCGGCUUAA